CAACAUCACCUGGCACAACCGCAAACAGGAAAGCGGCGUCACCGUUUUUCAGUCGAAGUGGUACCUUCCAUUUAUGCCGUCGAACCGGGAUGUUAGUAGUAGUACCAUUUCUGGGAAGCGGGGGGAGUGAUGGAGGAUAUGUAGGAACAACCUGCUGGUACAGUAUAAAGCGUUUGUUUGAUCCGGGCUGAGUCUAAACUAGUUAUUUUUCCAUAGCUGAUUGGCCGUAAAGUAGCGCCUGUGUAAUUUAGUACCAAGCAAAACAAAUAAGCAGAAAGGAGAAGAAGAAAAUUGCCUCAGUCUUGAGGAGAUAAAUAUUUUGGACAGUGAACGUUAGACUCUGCAGACAGUCAUGACGCAGGGGAAGGUCUUUGUGGCAGACAAGACACUCAGUGGCCCCCAAGGAGACGGGACGCCUCCAGUUUGCCCUCCCAGCUACGAAGAGGCAACUGCAGGUUGUCGUGGCCCCAGCCUGUGUCACAGCUACCAGGGCGGUGGAGAGAUGCUCACGGAGUUUACCUGGCAGGACAAAAACAUCCGACGGAUCUUCAUUCGUAAGGUUUAUUGCAUCUUGAUGAUCCAGCUCUGUGUCGCUGUGGCUGUGGUCGCCCUUUUCUCCUAUAGCGAGCCGGUGAAGACGUACAUCCAGGCGAACCCAGGCUGGUACUGGGCUUCCUACGUCGUGUUCUGUGUCACCUUCAUCUCGCUCUCCUUCUGCUCCGUGGCAAGGAGGUGCUUUCCAUGGAACCUGAUUCUGCUGGCCGUCUUUACUCUGUCCCUUUCCUAUAUGACGGCGAUGGUGUCCAGUUAUUACAACACCAGGUCUGUUUUGGUCACCCUGGGAAUCACAGCUCUGGUCUGUCUCUCUGUCACCGUUUUCAGCUUCCAGACUAAGAUUGACUUCACCUCCUGCCAGGGAGUGUUGCUUAUCCUGUCUAUGACUGUCUGCUUCUGUGGCAUUUUCCUGGCCUGCGUCGUGCCGUUCGGAUAUGUUCCGUGGUUACAAGCCAUCUACGCUGUUCUGGGAGCGAUCGUGUUUACUAUGUUCCUGGUAUUUGACACCCAGGUUCUUCUGGGAAAGAAGCAUUCCUCCAUUAGUCCUGAAGACUACAUCUUUGCCUCACUCAGCAUCUACCUGGACAUCAUCUACAUAUUCUCUUUCUUACUCCAGCUCUUUGGGAUGGAUAGGUAUUGAUCCCCUCGGGUCCCUCUACACACCCUAGAUAUGUCAAGGUUUCCUUUUACACUUUUACUAAUCUGUUAUCCACUGAUCGGCCUCUGGACCUGGACUAUCGUAUUGGUGAUGCACCAGCUGAUCAUUCAGUGUUUAGUAAUUAAUACCUCGUGGUACUGAAAGAUGGCAAGUUAUAAGAAAACAGUACUUACAAUGCAGAGGGAGGGCAGUUUGUUUUCCCUACACUUCCAUUAAUCAUUGGUAUAUAGUUACAUAAUAGCAUGCAAAGGUCUUUCUUCAUGUCAUUGAAUGCAAGUUCAACUUACAAAGGCGGCAAAAUCAAACUGUGUAAUUUAACAGGUGAGGAAAGCUUUCAUGUGUGACGAAUAGGCAAAAAUUGUGCGAUAAUUAAUUAGUCUAUGUGCUUUUCGUAAAAUAUCUCUGAACAUACAUUAUGCACUGUGUGCUUCAGUGAAUUUUCGAAUUAACAGGGCAACAUAGAAAAUUAUUCGGGGGAAAGUUUAGUCUUUUGUGGAAAAAAACAAACAUCCAAAAAAUGUCCAGUUCAUCCAACAUAUUUUCUUGAUGUUACAAAAGUCAGUUAAAAAGUCACGUAAAUAAUUCUAUUAGGAUGUGAAGAGAGCUGUAUGGAAAGUAAAUAAGUAUGUUUAAUAUGAAUGUGAACAAAGCUCAGGUUUGCUUCUGAGUUGUGAAUGGAUUUCGUAAAAAACAAAUCAAUUGUUGUUUUAUUUGUUAAGAGGAAUUCAGAUAAUAUGAUUUUAUGAAUUAUGGCUGUUGAGGUCCAGAUUAUUUUGAGAGUAUUUGUUUAAACAAGGGAUUAUUUUUUAUUGCCAUAACUUUUGUAAAGAAAAAGGAUGGAUUUUGGUAGUUGCAUCAGCAGGCGACGGACUUGUGUACAAUGCAGUGGCCAUUAAUGCAUCCAUGCCCGCUUAGUCCCUGUGCUCCGCUUCUGUUCCCUGCUUACCCUUUUGCCUUUGUGGGCUAUUGAUGUAGUAUGUUAUUGAUGUAGUAUGUUAUUGAUGUAGUAUGCUAUUGAUGUAGUAUGCUUUUGAUGUAGUAUGUUAUUGAUGUAGCCUUGACCAUUUGUUGUAUCAGGCAUUAAAUGCAUGCAUGGUUGCUAAGGCCACUCCUCGUGUGCACAUGCAGACUCCCCCGCUACGUCAGACGCACUUUGCAGACCACGCUGUGCUAGGUGUUGACCGCAAGCCCUCCAUGAAUUGUGGUGAACAUGGAAAGUGGACAAGCAAUCUCUGUUGCUGUCCCUCUUAUUGCCUGUUGUACUGCAAUUUUGGCUCACAGCAAAUACUGUGGACACGUUUAGACGUUUCACCAAUGGGUUGCAGGUUCAAAUUCCUGGCAAGGCAGCUGUAACACAGGGUCGCCUAGCCACAUCUCUACGCACCCAGUCCUUGUCAGCACCUUUGAAACUCUGCUGUAACCACAGGUGUUUGUUAUGCAAAUUAUAAAACAAUAAAAUGACAGAGAGUAUUUGUUAGAAGUGUUGUUUUGCUGUGGGUUUAGGAUCCUUGUGCUUUGUCGGCUGAAUGUGAGGGUAAUGUAUUUGCACACUGCAGGGGUGGAAUACGGCCCUGCAGGUUGCUGGUUCAAAUCCCAUGGUCAGCAGAGUGAUGUCGCCACUGGGCCUUUGACCCUGAUUGCUAAAGGGACUGACUGACACUGUUUUCUCAAGUGAAUGUCGCUUUGUAUGAAAACAUCUACUAAAUAAAUAAAUGGAAA
Brienomyrus brachyistius is the source of this 2932-nucleotide messenger RNA. Its product is annotated as protein lifeguard 2-like. NCBI's taxonomy places the organism in Eukaryota, Metazoa, Chordata, Actinopteri, Osteoglossiformes, Mormyridae. Bases 353 to 1195 code for a protein of 280 amino acids. Gene Ontology annotation, cellular component: membrane; Golgi apparatus; endoplasmic reticulum. Gene Ontology annotation, biological process: negative regulation of apoptotic signaling pathway. The record is from RefSeq and is a predicted model, not a curated record. The transcript has 12 exons.